AUGCUUGAUUUAAACUACACCAAAAUAGAACAAUGCGGUACAGGAGCCGCAUUUUGUCAAUUGAUGGAUUCAAUAGUUGGUGGUGUUGCUUUAAAUAAAGUAAAAUUUAGUGCCAAAACUGAAUACGAUUAUCGUCAUAAUUGGAAGAUAUUACAACUGGAAUUUAAUAAACACCGGAUUACCAAGAAUAUUGAUGUUGAACGAUUAAUAAAGUGUCGUUUACAAGAUAAUUUGGAAUUAUUACAAUGGUUUAAACGAUAUUGGAAUGAAAAUGCCGAUGUAAGCAACAACUACGAUGCAUUGAGCAAAAGGAAAGCCAAUCCUAGUCCCUACCAUACAUUGAAUCUGAUCCCCACUAAUAGCAGUCCAUCUUUAAGGAGGCUGCAACUGAAUUCAGGUCUACCAGGAUCAAACAAUGCCACAAUUAGAACCAAACGCCAAAUUAGUCAAAGUCCGCAGAUAAACCAAAAUCACAAUGGUGGGUAUAGUGGUGAUAACGACAUGCAAUCUAGUGACCAAAUUGCUUUGGAUACAAAUAUGCAGGGCCAUUCUCCUCAUGAUGUUUUAUCUUCAAAUUACACCAGUAGUAAUAUGUCAACUAGAGUGAGGCCAAGAAAAUCGCUCACGCCAACCACAUCAAGAAUUUCCACCCCUAUUCAACAGCAAAUAAGAAAAACUUCAGAUAGACUGGUUAGAAGAAUGCCAUCCAGGCAUAACACUGUAGGAGGGACUGUUGCUACUGGCAGUAAUGGUGAUACUUUGACCAAUGGUAAAUUGAGGCAAUCAGGAGCAGGACAACCGCCGGCAAUGGGGUUUAAUUCGAGUAUGAGUGGAAACACCUCCUCCUCGUUUCAAACAUUGACCUCAGCAGCAGUACCAGCAGGAGGAGGGGAAGUAUUAGCAUAUACGUCAGAUGAGCAUCAUCAUGCUCUAGCUAAUAACACAAGUGGUGAUAAUGGCUACCACAUUUCAAAUGAAGAAGUUGAAGCAAUACUCCAGAAGAAUAGUGAACUAGAAAUACAAGUUAAUGAGUCUAAACUUAAUUGUGAUACUUUACAAGUGGAAAGAAACUUUUAUUUCAAUAAAUGUCGCGAUAUUGAGAUAUUGAUUCAAAAUAUUCAAAGUAAUGAAAGUUUAAUACCAGAAUUGGAUGUAUUGACCUUGUUAAGGAAAAUUGAAGAUACCUUGUAUGCUACUCAAGAGGGGUUUAGCUCAGAGGCUCAUAUGCUAGAUAGUGAGUUUUGA
Lodderomyces margitis is the source of this 1245-nucleotide messenger RNA. RefSeq names its product microtubule-binding protein. Gene Ontology annotation, cellular component: microtubule organizing center; spindle midzone; microtubule plus-end. The transcript has a single exon. The coding region runs from base 1 to 1245 and encodes 414 amino acids. Gene Ontology annotation, molecular function: microtubule plus-end binding. The record is from RefSeq and is a predicted model, not a curated record. Gene Ontology annotation, biological process: regulation of microtubule polymerization or depolymerization; protein localization to microtubule plus-end; spindle assembly. NCBI's taxonomy places the organism in Eukaryota, Fungi, Ascomycota, Pichiomycetes, Serinales, Debaryomycetaceae.